Molecule: messenger RNA, 1803 nt
Organism: Galeopterus variegatus (Sunda flying lemur)
Lineage: Eukaryota; Metazoa; Chordata; Mammalia; Dermoptera; Cynocephalidae
Gene: KBTBD12
Product: kelch repeat and BTB (POZ) domain containing 12
Exons: 4
Molecular function (GO): protein binding
Source: RefSeq, a predicted model, not a curated record
AGAAUGUUUCAUGACAUCUCUGUUAAUUUGUGAGUAAUCAGACAUGCAAAUACCUCUUCAGGAAUCAAGCUAAACUUAAAGCAGACUUACUUAGAAACUUUGCAGAGUGUAUCAUGGAGUGCAAGAUUGAGGGAAAAGAAAAAUACCAACAUAGCUUGAAUUUACUCAAUAAAAUUAAGAACAUGAAAGAAUUAGAAGAAAUGAUUGAUGUGGUACUCAUAGCAGAAGAGGAGAAAUUUCCUUGCCACAGAUUGGUCCUGGCUGCAUUUAGUCCUUAUUUCAAAGCUAUGUUCACCUGUGGACUACUUGAGUGUACUCAAAGGGAAGUCAUACUCUAUGACAUCACAGCAGAAAGUGUGUCUGUGUUACUAAAUUACAUGUACAGUGCAGCUUUGGAGAUCAAUAAUGCCAAUGUACAGAUGGUAGCAAUGGCUGCCUAUUUUAUGCAGAUGGAAGAAGUCUUUAAUGUGUGUCAGAAAUAUAUGAUGGGCCACAUGGAUGCCUCCAACUGUGUAGGUAUCUAUUAUUUUGCAAAGCAGAUUGGAGCUGAAGAUUUAUCCGACCAAUCGAAGAAAUAUUUGUAUCAGCACUUUGCCGAGGUGAGCUUACAUGAAGAAAUACUAGAAAUUGAUGUGCACCAAUUUCUAACACUCAUUAAAUCAGAUGAUCUUAACAUAUCCAGAGAGGAGAGCAUUUUGGACUUAGUUCUGAGAUGGGUAAAUCAUAACCAAGAAUUGCGCACAGAACAUCUUGUUGAGCUUUUGAAGCAAGUCAGAUUGGAACUUAUAAAUCCUUCUUUUUUAAGACAAGCCCUAAAAAGGAACACAAUGCUUCUGUGUGAUGCACAUUGCAUUGACAUAAUUCAGAAUGCAUUCAAAGCCAUCAAGACACCCCAGCGGCACUCUCUAAAUCUUCGCUAUGGCAUGGAGACUACCAGUCUUCUGCUUUGCAUUGGCAACAAUUCCUCAGGGAUCAGAUCAAGACGCAGAAACUAUGGGGAUGCCAGUUUUUGUUAUGAUCCCACAUCACGGAAGACCUAUUUCAUCUCAUCCCCCAAGUACGGGGAAGGUUUAGGAACCGUGUGUACUGGUGUUGUCAUGGAAAAUAACACUAUAAUUGUGGCUGGAGAAGCAAGUGCCUCUAAACUCUCUAGACAAAAGAACAAGAAUGUUGAAAUCUAUAGGUAUCAUGAUAGAGGAAACCAGUUUUGGGAAAAGUUAUGCACAACUGAAUUUCGAGAGCUCUAUGCUCUGGGCAGUGUCCAUAAUGACCUCUAUGUUGUAGGAGGACAGAUGAAAAUUAAAAACCAGUAUCUUAUUACAAACUGUGUUGACAAGUACUCUGUAGAACAUGACAAUUGGAAGAGAGUGGCUCCCCUUCCACUACAAUUGGCGUGCCACGCGGUAGUGACAGUGAACAAUAAACUCUAUGUGAUUGGAGGCUGGACCCCUCAGAUGGAUCUUCCUGAUGAAGAACCUGAUCGAUUGAGCAACAAACUGUUGCAGUAUGACCCCAGCCAAGAUCAAUGGAGAGCGCAAGCACCCAUGAAGUAUUCUAAGUACCGAUUCAGUACAGCUGUAGUCAACAGUGAGAUUUAUGUUUUGGGCGGCAUUGGCUGUGUAGGUCGAGACACGGGCCAGGUUCGAAAAUGCCUUGAUGUGGUAGAAAUCUACAACCCAGAUGGGGACUUCUGGCGAGAGGGCCCACCCAUGCCAAGUCCACUGCUCUCACUUCGAACCAAUUCUACCAAUGCAGGAGCAGUGGAUGGGAAACUGUAUGUCUGCGGGGGAUUCCAUGGUGCAG